Globicephala melas (long-finned pilot whale) is the source of this 4917-nucleotide messenger RNA. It is a transcript of the gene LGI2, whose product is annotated as leucine rich repeat LGI family member 2. The record is from RefSeq and is a predicted model, not a curated record. NCBI's taxonomy places the organism in Eukaryota, Metazoa, Chordata, Mammalia, Artiodactyla, Delphinidae. Gene Ontology annotation, molecular function: protein binding. Gene Ontology annotation, biological process: inhibitory synapse assembly.
ACGCGGCAUGGCGCUGCGGCGGGGCGGCGGCGGGGCGCCGGGACGGCUGCUCUUGCUGCUGGGAGCCGCGUGCCUGAUCCCGCCGAGCGCGCAGGUGAGGCGGCUGGCGCGCUGCCCCGCCACUUGCAGCUGUACCAAGGAGUCCAUCAUCUGCGUGGGCUCCUCCUGGGUGCCCAGGAUCGUGCCGGGCGACAUCAGCUCCCUGAGCCUGGUAAAUGGAACGUUCUCGGAAAUCAAGGACCGAAUGUUUUCUCAUCUGCCUUCCCUGCAGCUGCUAUUGCUGAAUUCUAACUCAUUCACAGUCAUCCGGGAUGAUGCUUUUGCUGGACUGUUUCAUCUUGAAUACCUGUUCAUUGAAGGGAACAAAAUAGAAACGAUUUCAAGAAACGCCUUCCGUGGCCUUCGUGACCUGACUCACCUUUCUUUGGCCAAUAAUCACAUAAAAGCACUCCCGAGGGAUGUCUUCAGUGAUUUAGACUCUCUGAUUGAACUAGAUUUAAGGGGCAAUAACUUUGAAUGUGACUGCAAAGCCAAGUGGUUGUAUCUGUGGUUGAAGAUGACAAAUUCCACUGUUUCUGAUGUCCUGUGUAUCGGUCCACCAGAAUAUCAGGAAAAGAAGCUGAAUGACGUGACCAGCUUUGACUACGAAUGCACAACUACAGAUUUUGUUGUUCAUCAGACUCUGCCCUACCAGUCGGUUUCAGUGGAUACGUUCAACUCCAAGAAUGAUGUGUACGUGGCCAUCGCUCAGCCCAGCAUGGAGAACUGCAUGGUGCUGGAGUGGGACCACAUCGAAAUGAAUUUCCGGAGCUAUGACAAUAUUACAGGUCAGUCCAUCGUGGGCUGUAAGGCCAUCCUCAUCGACGACCAGGUCUUUGUGGUGGUGGCCCAGCUCUUCGGCGGCUCCCACAUUUACAGAUACGACGAGAGCUGGACCAAGUUUGUCAAAUUCCAGGACAUAGAAGUCUCUCGCAUUUCCAAGCCCAACGACAUCGAGCUGUUUCAGAUCGAGGACGAGACGUUCUUUGUCAUCGCAGACAGCUCCAAAGCCGGUCUGUCAACCGUGUAUAAAUGGAACAGCAAAGGAUUCUACUCGUACCAGUCUCUGCAUGAGUGGUUCAGGGACACGGAUGCCGAGUUUGUUGAAAUAGACGGCAAAUCACACCUGAUCCUCUCCAGCCGCUCCCAGGUCCCCAUCAUCCUCCAGUGGAAUAAAAGCUCUAAGAAGUUUGUCCCCCACAGCGACAUCCCCAACAUGGAGGAUGUGCUGGCCGUGAAGAGCUUCAGGAUGCAGAACGCCCUCUACCUUUCCCUCACCCGCUUCAUCGGGGACUCGAGGGUCAUGAGGUGGAAUAGUAAGCAGUUUGUGGAGGUCCAGGCUCUCCCAUCCCGGGGGGCCAUGACCCUGCAGCCCUUUUCUUUUAAAGAGAAUCACUACCUGGCCCUGGGGAGUGACUAUACGUUCUCCCAGAUAUACCAGUGGGAUAAAGAGAAGCAGCUCUUCAAAAAAUUUAAGGAGAUAUAUGUGCAGGCGCCUCGUUCCUUCACAGCCGUCUCCACUGACAGGAGAGAUUUCUUUUUUGCAUCCAGUUUCAAAGGGAAAACAAAGAUUUUUGAACACAUAGUUGUUGACUUAAGUUUGUGAAGGUGUGAUUGGUGAAUUUAAAAGACGUGUAGCUUUAGCUGUCACAGGAGAGGACCAAGGGGAAAAAAGAAUCCAGGUUCACAGGUCUGAAAUUACAAAUGCACUGGGGAAAUAGUUAGAAGUUUUCAAACUUUUAGAACUCAUAUUUUAAUCAGGGAUUGCAUUUAUUGGCUAACUGCAUGACAUGUCCAUUCUCCCACUUAAAAACACAUCUGAAAGCCUGUAAUUACUGAGAAAACAGUACAACGUUAAGUCUUACCAUCUAAGGAAACAAUGCGCCUUUUUUUCUUUUUAAUGAGGAAGGAGAAAAUCGGAUAAGAUGGGACAGCUCUUAUAAUGAAAUAAAAACAAAAAAAAGACCAAACACACUAUGGGCCCUUCUCGUUCCAUUUUAGCAAUCUAGUGGGUAAGAACUCUUAAAGCCAAAGUCAGCUGAAAAGAUUUGCUGAUGAUUAGUUUAAAAAUCUGAUAACACUCAGCAAUGCUAUUUUGAGCCUUCCCUGUUUCCUGAAUCCCCCCUAAUAGCAGAGCCUUGACUGUUUCAUUGGCUCAUAUAGAUGGAUGUUCAUCACGGGUGUGUUAACAAAAUAACGUUUAGCAUUGCUUCCUCUGCUACAGAAAAAAUAUUCUGCUGACACAUGUAUUGGUCCAUCACAGGCUGUGGACCCAGGAGUGAGACAAAGAAGUUUCCCCCUCUUCUUGGGGUUCAGAGAUGACCCGCAUGGUGGCCAGAGCAAUUGUGCUUGUUUGAUGCUCUCCAUGACUCAUCUGCUUCUCUGGACCCAUCCUUCGAGUUUGUGGGUAACCAGCAGACAGGCCAAAGACUGAAUGGUGCUUUUUAUUCUGUCCUUUAGAGCAAUAGAACAGGUAUUUUCAUCUGUUGAGCAUUUGGUAGAAUUUUUGAAGUAAGGCUUUGUGGAGUCAGAGAGGGCUUUUUUAUACAAGUCUUGAUGUUCUUUGAAACCUAGAGAUGAUUCUGUGAUGGAUGGAAUGUCCUAUAAAUAUCAAUUAAGUUCAUCUCGUUUAAUGUACCAUCUAAAGCUUGUGUCUCCUUAUUUAUUUUCAUUUUGGAUGAUCUGUCUGUUGGUGAAAGUGGGGUGUGAAAGUCCCCUACUAUGAUUGUGUUGCUGUCGAUUUCCCCUUUUAUGGCUGUUAGCAUUUGCCUUAUGUAUUGAGGUGCUCCUAUGUUGGGUGCAUAAAUAUUUACAAUUGUUAUAUCUUCUUCUUGGAUCGAUCCCUUGAUCAUUAUGUAGUGUCCUUCUCUGUCUCUUCUAAUAGUCUUUAUUUUAAAGUCUAUUUUGCCUGAUAUGAGAAUUGCUACUCCAGCUUUCUUUUGGUUUCCAUUUGCAUGGAUAUCUUUUACCAUCCCCUCACUUUCAGUCUGUAUGUGUCUCUAGGUCUGAAGUGGGCCUCUUGUAGACAGCAAAUAUAUGGGUCUUGUUUUUGUAUCUAUUCAGCCAGUCUGUGUCUUUUGGUGGGAGCAUUAGUCCGUUUACAUUUAAGGUAAUUAUCGAUAUGUAUGUUCCUAUUCCCAUUUUCUUAAUUGUUUUGGGUUUGUUAUUGUAGGUCUUUUCCUUCUCUUGUGUUUCUUGCCUAGAGGAUGAUUCUGUGAUGGAUGCAUGUCUUUGUCCUCUGGGCAACUUAAUAUUUCAAGUAACUGAAUACCAGCCUACCUACCUGCCCAUCUGCCUACCCGCCUACUCAAGUCACAGUCCUGCUUUGUCGACUUGCUUAUAUUGCUGCUGCCACUCCAGUCCUUCUGAAGGUGCUGUGGCACCAAAUUGCAGAACCCCGGGUAUUCGUGAUGGCAAUGCCCCUUCCUCUCCCAGCACGUUUGCAGAGGAAACCCAUGCCCUUACACAGGGUGACGUGCUGGCAGGGGCUCAUCCGGUACAGGCUGGGGCUGGGGGUGGGAAGGGUCUCAGGUUGAUCCAGAGGGACCAGAUUUGGAGCCAGACAUACUGAACCCCGGUCCACACGCAGGGGACAAGAUGGCCUCUCUGGUGUGGCCCAUUUAGGAAGCUCAUGGGGUCUGGUUUUGUGGAAGUUUCCAGGUAGAUAGUCUGCCUGGUUAGCUGGUUCUCUCCGGAGAAUAUGAAAUGAGUGCUUUCAAGAGUGGCUCUCAAAGAGAAACCCAACAAGUUCUCUUGUGGCUGUGAAAGUAGCACAGUCACCUUGUAUUGUAUUGCUCUUUUUGUUUGUUUGUUUGUUUUGUUUUGUUUAUUUAUCUUUGGCUGUGUUGGGUCUUCGUUGCUGCGCACAGGCUUUCUCUAGUUGCGGCGAGCGGGGGCUACUCUUUGUUGUGGUGCACGGGCUUCUCACUGCGGGGGCUUCUCACUGCGGUGGCUUCUCUUGUUGUGGAGCACGGGCUCUAGGUGCACGGGCUGCAGUAGUUGUAGCUCGUGGACUCUAGAGCGCAGGCUCAGUAGUUGUGGCGCACGGGCUUAGUUGCUCCAUGGCAUGUGGGAUCUUCCCGGACCAGGGCUUGAACCCGUGUCCCCUGCAUUGGCAGGCAGAUUCUUAUCCACUGCGCCACGAGGGAAGCCCUGUAUUGCUGUUUUUUAAUGAUUGUUUGCCGAGUCAUGAGUAGGUAGAUGUUUUGUCACAAAUAUGGAUGUGUUUGCUGUUUCCAGACUUUGAGCAGUGCAGAUGGAGGCAAUAAACAGCACUUAGAGAACGAUGUGGCCAUGUCACAGCAGCGCUCUUGGGAACGUUGUGGGACUGCAGGCUCAGGGCUUCCAGCCGAACUAAUUCACCCACACAUAGUAGCGCUGCUGCUUGAAACUUUCCUACUAACCAUGGAGCAAACAAGAAAAAAGUGGUUUGUUUUCAUUUUUAAGCACAAAUCACUCUUUCUUCCAUGUUCUUUUGCCUUCCUGGUUUAUUUGCAUUGACUAGAAAUACCCAGAUCCUCACAUCGGAGGCUGAUCUGCCUUUCCUCUGACUGUCAAGACGGGCAAGCUAUGCUUUCUGGCGCACGGAGCCCCUCAGGCAACAAGCCUGGGUGGAAAAAUGCGCACUUGGCAAGGAGUGUAAGAGACAUUCAGAUUGUCCUAGCACUCGUGCCGGGUUGAAACGUAGAGGAGACAGCAGGAGCAUCUUUUCUCAGUGCUGCCUCCAUGCAGCAGUGACCGCCUUCCCAGCCUUUACCUCUGAGGGCGGAGUUAGGGGCCGCCCUCUGCACUCACCAUGCUGGGAACCGUGGCCUGGAAUCUGGAAAACCAGGGAGCAAAGGGGGCGGGACUGGGAGUGGGGGGACUUGCUAAGUCCAG